UAACACUGAAAAGUCAAUGCACCGAAUGUCAAAACAAACGCAGACAUUGGAGUCAAACAAAAAACGGAUCAAUGCUUUCUUUGGCGAGAGAACAUGGCUGCAGGCAGGCACUUUCUAGUCUGUCUCGGACUCUCUGUGCUCCUCACAGGCUUGGGAAAGUCCGCGUUUGUUGGGAAGAGUCACAGCAGAGGAAAGGAUGACCCGGUGCUGCAGUAUGUGGUCAACAACUCGCUAAGGGAACACCCAGUCCUCACAAAACUCAAAUUGAGAACUCUGGAUGACCAAUGGAACGCCAUGAUGGUUUCCAUCGAACAAGCCCAGUUGAUGGCCAAUCUCAUGAAAUUGAUCAACGCAACCAAAGCUAUUGAAAUUGGAAUGUACACAGGGUACAACGCGCUCAGUAUGGCUUUGGCCAUGCCAGAGAAUGGACAUGUUGUAGCAUGUGAAAACAACAACAUCUAUGUAGAGAUAGCCAAGCCCUUUUUUAAAGAGGCCGGAGUGGAGAAUAAAAUCGACGUCAGGCUACAGUUGGCAAUGCAAACACUUGAUGAACUGAUAGCGGCUGGUGAAACAGGAACCUUUGACUUUGUGUUCAUCGACGCUGACAAAUCCGGCUACGACGGAUACUAUGAAAAGUCCCUGGAGCUCAUUCGGAAAGGGGGCAUCAUUGCCAUCGACAAUGUGCUGUGGAGCGGAAAGGUUGUGGAUCCUGCCCCCGAUGACAUCACUUCCAGGACUUUGGAUGCUCUCAACAAGAAGCUCCACAAAGACCAGAGGAUCGAUCUGAGCAUGCUCACUGUAGGGGACGGGCUGAGCAUUGCCAUUAAACGCUAAAUAGCUUUCAA
Syngnathus acus (greater pipefish) is the source of this 845-nucleotide messenger RNA. RefSeq names its product catechol-O-methyltransferase domain containing 1 (gene comtd1a). Lineage: Eukaryota; Metazoa; Chordata; Actinopteri; Syngnathiformes; Syngnathidae. The record is from RefSeq and is a predicted model, not a curated record. Gene Ontology annotation, molecular function: S-adenosylmethionine-dependent methyltransferase activity; O-methyltransferase activity. Bases 94 to 834 code for a protein of 246 amino acids. The transcript is spliced from 7 exons.